AUGUACCUUAAAACGCUGCUUCAGGAUAUCUGGCGCACUCAGGUUGGCUGGGACGAUCCGAUCGAAGAUGCGCAGUACGAGAAAUGGCUAUCGUGGCUGGCAGUAUUCCCACAAAUAGCAACCAUCGAAGUCCCACGCUGCUACCGAGUACUAAUUCCCGCGGGAGCAGAUAGCGUAGUAGAAAUGCAUACGUUCGUCGAUGCAAGCGAGAGCGGCUUUGCUGCGGCGGUGUAUCUUCGAUAUGUGAGCGGCGAGACCGUCGAGUGCGCGCUUGUCGCCGCAAAAACAAGAGUUGCACCACUCAAGUUCUUGUCGAUCCCUCGCUCCGAACUGCAAGCAGCAGUCUUCGGUGUGCGACUUGCCGAUACGAUAUCGAGAUCUCUUUCGAUCACCGUCAGCCGGCGAACAUUUUGGACGGAUUCCAAGGACGUCCUCUGUUGGCUUCGGUCGGACCAUAGACGAUACAGCCAGUAUGUAGCAUUUCGCGUCAGUGAAACCCUCGAGACAACGGAUAUCUCAGAGUGGCGAUGGGUACCGACCAAACACAACGUUGCUGACGAUGGAACGAAGUGGAAAGGAGUACCAAACCUGGCAAACGAUAGUCGUUGGUUUCGGGGACCAGCAUUUCUUCGCCUUCAGAAAGAAGAUUGGCCAGCAAACCCGUUUUCUGCGAAGACCACUGAAGAGGAACUGCGACCGCAUCUACUUGUGCACACCCAGCCUGGUGAACAAGCGAUACGUCCAGAGGACUCCUCGAAGUGGAACAAACUGCUACGCGUGACGGCCUAUGAUUUACGGUUUAUCAGCAAUUCGAAACGCAGUUGUUAUGGGAAAGCCUGUGUGGUUGGGAAUCUGCAGAAACAGGACUACAUCGAUGCAGAAAACUAUCUGUUCCGAAGUGCUCAGUCCGCUGCCUUCGCUGAGGAGAAAUUGAUACUCGCCAAGAAUCGCUCGAUGAAAAACCCCGUGAAAACGAUCCCCCGAUCUAGCCUGCUAUACCAAUGGAAUGCAUUCCUAGACGAAAACGACGUGCUACGUGUCAAGGGUCGAACGAAGUCAUGUGAAUUCAUCGAUCGGGAUGCAGCUGAACCAAUAAUUCUUCCGAAAGAUCAUCCCGUAACUCACCUCAUCAUAUCUUCCGUGCACGAACGGUUUCAUCACCAAAACCACGAAACGGCCAUUAACGAAAUACGCCAACGCUACCGUACUCCUCAAUUGAAAGCGGCAUAUUCAAAAAUCCGGAAAGAUUGUCAGCGGUGUAAAAAUCUCCUCGCUAAACCUCAACCACCAUCAAUGGAUGACCUCCCCGCUGGUCGACUUGCCGCGUACACUCGUCCAUUCACUCACAUGGGAAUCGAUUACUUCGGUCCGAUCAUGGUGUCAAUUGGACGAAGAAAUGAAAAACGGUGGGGGGUACUCGCUACAUGCUUAAUCACUCGCGCCAUCCACCUGCAAAUCGCCUACACACUGACCACUGAUUCCCGAUCGUGGAACCAAUUUCCAAGCUGCAAGUAA
This is a messenger RNA of Wyeomyia smithii (pitcher-plant mosquito), 1515 nucleotides long. RefSeq lists its product as uncharacterized. Lineage: Eukaryota; Metazoa; Arthropoda; Insecta; Diptera; Culicidae. Bases 1 to 1515 code for a protein of 504 amino acids. The transcript has a single exon. Gene Ontology annotation, molecular function: nucleic acid binding. The record is from RefSeq and is a predicted model, not a curated record.